Messenger RNA from Mauremys mutica (yellowpond turtle), 484 nucleotides. RefSeq names its product stefin-C-like. The record is from RefSeq and is a predicted model, not a curated record. The coding region runs from base 73 to 369 and encodes 98 amino acids. Gene Ontology annotation, cellular component: cytosol. NCBI's taxonomy places the organism in Eukaryota, Metazoa, Chordata, Testudines, Geoemydidae. The transcript has 3 exons. Gene Ontology annotation, molecular function: cysteine-type endopeptidase inhibitor activity.
UGUUCUUGGUCACAUUUGCUCUAGUUUUUGCUUGUCAGAGUUUCCAAACAUCCUAAGAAGUUAUUUGCCACUAUGAUUCCUGGAGGCUUUACCGAGACCAAGCCCGCGACUCCAGAAGUCCAAAAGAUUGCUGACCAGGUGAAGCCACAGCUGGAAGAGAAAGACAAGAAGCCAUAUCCAGUCUUUGUAGCCAUAACGUAUAAAAGUCAGGUGGUUGCUGGAACAAACUACUUAAUUAAGGUCUCUGUCAGCAACAGCAAUGAUGAGUGUGUACAUUUGAGGGUGUUCCAAAGCCUUCCUCAUGAGAACGAGGGGCCCAGUCUUACCAGCUAUGAGACUGGCAAAACCAAAAAUGAUCCAUUGGAGUGAUUUUGAAUGAGAUGCUUGGGAGGGCUCUUCUGUUGCUCUUUCUGCGGACUCCCAACUGAUACCGCCUGUGCCAAUACAUGAAUGAAAAUAAAAUGAAUCUGAUUUUGAAAACUAA